AUGUACAUAUGUAUCCAUCGGCUUCUAGUCCCCCAGCACACCACACGCUUGCUGUGUGUAACCAGACACUCGCGCACACACCAUCAUCCUCGUCGACAACAACGCAUGCGCAUACUACCUACUAUACACAUGUACACACACACGCACACGCACCCAUGCCAUGCCUGUGCCUCCGCCUUCACCGCGCUCCCUCCAGGGCCCUCCUGGGCUCACAUACGUAACCUCGCGCUCGUUCCGUGGUAUGAUCCUUUCGUCAUUGCCGAGUUUCCCAGUCGAGACUAUUACUUGCAUUGCUCACUCCCAAGCUGUGAUUGCGUAUCACCGGGAGAGCCAACCAUCAUGGCACCAACAAAGGACGUGUUUUCCCCCACCCGUAUCCCCACCACCCCGAGCCAUGUCCCCCUUCCGGGAUCCCCCUUGACAAAAUUCUACGACUCGUUACGAGGCACCACACCUCGUUUGUUCCCGCCUCUUAGACCAAACCUUAAACCACGUUGUCGUAUUCGCUGA
Messenger RNA from Bipolaris maydis ATCC 48331, 510 nucleotides. NCBI's taxonomy places the organism in Eukaryota, Fungi, Ascomycota, Dothideomycetes, Pleosporales, Pleosporaceae. The record is from RefSeq and is a predicted model, not a curated record.